This is a messenger RNA of Pocillopora damicornis (cauliflower coral), 2285 nucleotides long. Its product is annotated as neuroligin-4, X-linked. NCBI's taxonomy places the organism in Eukaryota, Metazoa, Cnidaria, Anthozoa, Scleractinia, Pocilloporidae. The record is from RefSeq and is a predicted model, not a curated record.
CCACUCAAACUAAGGCACAAUGAUUUCGACAAAACUUUUACCACGUUUAUCAAUUUUCUGCGUCUUUCUGCCUUUAGUCACGUCGGUGAGGGUGUCCACAAGCUAUGGUGACGUCGAAGGUCUCGAGGAAUCGUAUCCGAAUUCUUCUUUCACUUACAAGUCAGUCAGCAAAUUCCUCGGGAUUCCAUUCGCAGCUCCACCAGUUGGCGACCUCAGAAUGAAAGCACCAAAAGAGCCAGCUUCUUGGAAACCAAAUGUACGCCAAGCUAAACAGCACGGAAAUAUUUGCGUGCAAAAGAAGACCUUCGAAUAUCUUUUGCGGUUCUUUACUCAAAAUUUUACCUACAGCGAAGAUUGCCUAUAUCUCGAUGUCUACAGCCCGAACGUGAGCCAGCAUCUACCCGUAAUGGUUUACAUUCAUGGAGGAGGCUAUGAGUAUGGAAGUUCAGUCACAUACCCUGGCGAUUACUUGGCUCUCCAAGGCGUAGUAGUUGUUGUUAUUCAAUACCGUCUUGGUACGUUUGGCUUCCUGACGACCGGGGAUUCCGCUGCCCCUGGGAAUUAUGGAAUGUUAGAUCAAGUGGCGGCGCUCAAGUGGGUCAAAGAUAACAUAAAAAAUUUUGGAGGGGAUCCCGGUAAGGUGACCAUCUUUGGAUUAAGCGCUGGUGGAUCAAGUGUUAGCCUCCAUUUAUUGUCUCCACUGUCUGAAGGCCUCUUCCAUCAAGUCAUUGCAGAGAGCGGAGUGGAUUUGAGUCCCUUUGCAAUUCAGCCGACUUCCUUCGGUCUCCGCUAUACUAAUGCGCUUGCUGGAAACCUGAGCUGCCCAACGGGCGACCACAGCGAAAUGAUGGCCUGCAUUCGUCAGAAAGAGACAAAGAAGAUACAAGACGCUUCCGAAAAAAUAACCUUAAGUUCUGUUGAAUACCUGGACUGGGCACCAGUUGUGGAUAAAAACUUUCUUCUUGACACCCCCCGGAAUCUGCGUAACAAAGGAGAGUUUAAGAGAGCUAAUUUAAUGAUCGUCUUUGCCAGUCAGGAGGGCGGAUAUUUUCUGGGUAUGAUGACAAACAUGUCCUUUGGGAUGGCACAAAGUGUAGACAACGGAGUCAGUCCCUCUUUCUUCAAGGAAUUUCUAACAAAAUAUGCGCACGCUCAGAAUAUUGGAGAGCAGAAAGGUGACCUCAUAAGGGAUGCAUUGCAGUUUAUGUAUACCCCAUGGCCUGACAGCAGCGAUAGAUACGCGCUGAGAACCCAGCUCGUUGAUCUCAUCGGUGAUCAGCUUUUCUACGCCCCAAGUCACGCAGUCGCCGAUAUCCACAGCAAGUAUGCCGAUGUUUACAUGUCCAUGUUCGAUUAUCAGCAAAAAGUACGACUCCGUCACAAGGCGUGGUACGGAGUACAACACGGCGAUAAUGUUUUUUUUGAAUUUGGAGGCCCGUUCAUGCCUCGUUUUGCAAUUUUGUCUCCGGACCAGUCGGACAAAGACGUCAGUUCGUUUAUCAUGGAAAUAUACACAAACUUUGCCAAGUUCGGCAAUCCAACACCCCAGCCAGUCAGCGGUGUUACGUUCGAGAGGUACAACUCCAGUCAGAGGGCUUAUCUCCGGGUGGAUAACAAAUCCGAGAUGAAGGCCUCGUUUGCUCCUCGCCGAAUGUCGUUCUGGAAUGAUUAUCUUCCCAAGCUGAUGGAAGUCAAGUUUGAAAAAGAGACAGUGGUAGUGAGUGAUGCUGGCUGUGCCUCUGCCAUGGCAAAGUUUGUUUUCAUUACAUUCACUUUUUCAUGGAUGGCGCUUUAUUGAGGAAGACUUUAUAAGGCGCACGAGAGCAAAUCUUUGCAAAGGUUCCUUCUUUAAAGACUGCGAGCGAAAUGUAGAAUUCAUCAGGUGGAAGGAUAAUCUAUGAAGCAUGAAAAACAAAGUUUGAAGAUGGAAAUAUUGAAAAUUUCAAAUUAAUUUAAUCCAAACUGAUCCUCUAUAUUGCCCAUAUUUCAAGACGCAACUACGAAUACUUUUGUACUUUGUCGUAGAUAAAGAAGAAUUUUAUCGGCUAAUGGAAAAUUGAAUAUUGAUCAGACUGGUUGAAGUUGCUAUUAAUUUUGCCACAUAAAGUAUGUUUGUUUUAUUGUCUAAUUUCAAUUUCUUAUUGAGUGGCUGUAUUUAAGAAAGUUCUGUGAUUUUCUCACUGAGAAACGCAAACGCGUUGUAUUACCUCAAGGAGUUACUAUGGAUGAAUUUUGCCUCUGAAUAAACCCACCUGAUGUGAUUUUUAUGGCAUUUUGGAAGACCA